UGCUGCCUCUGUCUGCUUCAUCGCCUCCUCGCCGCCGUGCAGCCCACUUCUUCUUCUUCGCAGGGGGAGCUGACUUGAUGCGCAUAAUAAAUCAUCUCUGCAAGAUUCCCCCCUUUUUUUUUUCCAAGCCCAAUUUUCAGACCUACGCGUGUUGGAUUUGGAGAGCAUAAACACAGACGAGAGUCGAGAGUCUUUAACUGAGGAUGUUUCAAAUGUGAUUCAGCACAGCAAACAACGUGGGUGUUGUGUGUGAGUGUGUGUGUGUGCGUGUGUGUGUGUGUGUUUUUCUUUUUUUUUUUGGUGGGGAGUGGAGGAGAGGGGAGGAAAGCAGCGAUAUGAGACGCGUGUGUUUAUGCCUCCUGCGUUACCCGUUCUCUCUGACUGACCAUUGGCUCAAUUUUUCACCUGUAUGAACGACCUUGCGAUUGUGACCAAAAUUUUUCCUAACAAGGUUUCCAUGGAUCAUCAAUCUGUCGCUUUUUCCGUGAGGGCUGAAUUUGGUUCCUGCUGGUCUCAAGAUAUCUCAAGAUAAGAGGUCAAGCUUCCCUCUCUCGGAGAACACGAGUGCCAUUUCAAAGAUUAUUGGAUGAAAGUCUCAUUUGCCCUUGGCUGCCAAAGAUGACGUUGCCAUGGAAACAGCUUCUACUGUUAUCAAUCAUCGACUGUCUGGCAGAUUGUCUGGACAGUGGAUCAUACCAUGGUCCAAGAUGGAGGAUGGAGCCAGGUGACUUAUUUAUUCCUGUCGACUCCAUAGAAGAAGAAGCUACUCUGACGUGUGAUGCUAAGGGAAUACCACCUCCUCAGUACAGAUGGUCAUUGAAUGGGACUCUCAUAAAUCUGGGCCUGGAUCGCCGGCGGCGUCUGUCUGGGGGCAACCUCAUUAUAAGCAGUCUGGACCGCUACCAGGAUGUAGGGAUGUACCAGUGUAUGGCGUACAACACUGUAGGAGCUAUCCUCAGCAGGAGAGCAAGUCUGCAGUUUGCCUACUUAGAUCAUUUCAAAGUCCACACCAGAAGUGCAGUGUCAGUCCGAGAGGGGCAAGGAGUGGUGUUGCUCUGUGGGACGCCGACUUCCUCAGGAGACCUUACUUAUGCAUGGGUCUUCAAUGAGUACCCAUACUUUGUUCAACAAGACAAUCGGCGUUUCGUCUCCCAGCAGACGGGAAACCUUUACAUUGCCAAGGUGGAGACCUCUGACGUGGGUAACUACACUUGCGUAGUGAUGAACAGCAUCACAAAGGGCAAAGUUCACAGCUCACCAACAUCUCUGAUCCUCAGGACAGAUGGAGUGAUGGGUGAAUACGAGCCGAAAAUAGAAGUUAAUUUCCCAGACAAUGUGCCCGCUGCAAAAGGAUCAACAGUUACGCUGGAGUGUUUCGCCCUUGGGAACCCCGUGCCAGAGAUCACUUGGAAGAGGGCUAACGGCGUUCCGUUCCCCAGCAAAGUCAAAAUGAAGUACUCUAAUGCUGUGCUGGAGAUUCCCAGCUUCCAGCAGGAUGAUACAGGAGGAUACGAGUGUGUGGCUGAGAACAAGAUGGGCAAGAACAUGGCCACUGGCCGACUGGCCUUCUAUGCCAAGCCUCAGUGGAUCCAGGCUAUGAAGGACACAGCGCUGGCCAUAGAGGAGAGACUAUACUGGGAGUGCCGGGCCAAUGGGAAGCCGAAACCCUCCUACACGUGGCUGAAGAACGGCCAACAGCUGCUCUCAGAGGACAGAAUCCAUGUGGAGGACGGAGUCCUGUCAGUGUCAGUGCUGACACUAUCUGACGCCGGCAUGUACCAGUGUGUGGCUGAGAAUAAACACGGCGUCAUAUAUUUUGCUGCUGAACUGAUGGUUUUAGCCUCUCCCCCAGACUUCACAGGGAAUGUCCUCAGAGCUUUGCUCAAAGCCAAGGCAGGAACUACAGUGACUUUAGAGUGUAAACCUCAGGCCUAUCCUAUUGCCAGCAUUUUGUGGAAGAAAGGAAACCUGCCCAUUCACACCAAUGACAGGAUCACCCUUUCCCCGGAUGGAACAUUGAGGCUUGCCAACGUGAGCAAGUCUGAUGCAGGCAGCUAUACGUGCUUCGCUCGGAAUAGAUUUGGCAUGUCAAGUACAACUGGAAGGCUCCUUGUUACAGAUCCAACCAGAAUCACCCAGGGGCCAGUGGACAUGGAGAUUAUUGUGGGCGAGAGCAUCGUGUUACCCUGUCAGGUCGCCAGCGACCCCGUCCUUGACGUUUCUUUCUCCUGGGCCUUUAACGGACAGCUCAUUGCCAAGGGAGACGGUCACUUUGAGUUAGUGGGUGGGAGAACAGCAGGAGAUCUGAUGAUCAGGAACAUUCAGCUUUACCAUGCCGGCAAAUAUAUCUGUGUGGUGGACACGGAUGUGGAGAGCCUGUCAGCCGUGGCUGUAUUGAUUGUGAAAGGUUCCCCCAGCCCACCAGACUCUUUGACAGUGGAGGAGGUGACAGACAGUACAGCUCAGCUGGUCUGGAGCCCCGGCAGAGACAACGGCAGCCCCAUCACCAAUUACCUCAUCCAAACCAGGACUCCCUUCACUGUGGGCUGGCAGAGGGUUAACACAGUGCCUGAGAUAAUUGAUGGGAACACACUGACAACCACUGUUGUGGACCUCAAUGCCUGGGUGGAGUAUGAGUUUCGGGUUUUGGCCAAAAACAGUGUUGGGGUUGGAGAACCCAGCCCUGUGUCAGUCAAGACCAGGACAGAGGACGCAGUUCCUGACGCCGCACCAGGUGAUGUGGGUGGAGGAGGUGGAAGCAGAUCUGAACUGGUCAUCACAUGGGAGCCUGUCCCCGAAGAACUACAGAAUGGUGAGAGCUUUGGUUACAUCAUUGCUUUCCGUGCCUUCGGAGAAGUUAGCUGGACUCACGUGGCCACCUCUGCCCCCGGUGCAUCACGCUACGUGUACCGCAACGAUAGCAUCGCCCCGUUCUCUCCAUUUCAUGUCAAGGUUGGCACUUACAACAGCAAAGGGCAGGGUCCCUUCAGCCCCGUGGUCACCAUCUACUCUGCGGAGAUAGAGCCAAGUGGGAUGCCAGCGGGAGUCUGGGCCAGAAGUGUCUCAGCCUCUGAGAUUGAGGUGAAUUGGCAGGCUCUCUCCUUCACCCCUGAAAGGGUACUGGGCUAUGAGGUGGUUUACUGGGAGGAUGACACUAAACCAGAGACCAUGGGGAAGGUUAGGGUGCCUUGGAACCAGACCUCAGUCACAGUGAGCGGCUUGGCAGGAAACACACAGUAUUUCCUCACGGUCAGCGCUUUCAACACAGCCGGCACAGGCCCCUUUCUCCCUGCAAUUAACGUCACCACCAAAAAGCCACCACCAACCCAACCUCCCCUGAACAUUGAAUGGACCUUAAUUGGAUCUCAGCUGUCUCUUUACUGGGAACCUGUGGUGGCAAUGGAAUCAGAGUCAGAAGUUACAGGCUACCAACUGUCAUACAGGAGACAGAGACACAAAGAGAUAAACACACUCACAACAGCUAAUUCAACAGCAGAGCUGACCCUCCCUGAAGAAGAGGACGACUACAUUAUCCUCAUUCGAACGCUGAGUGAAGGAGGGCUGGGCCCGGCCUCAGAUCCUGUACGAAUCCACCAACUAAGUAUGAGUGCCCGUGGCUCGAGUUCCUGCAGUGUGGACAUCUCCCCCCUCUCCCUGCUCAUCGCCAUUGCAAUACCAACAUUCAGGUCAACGUCGUGACACAUUGAAAAGCUCUGCUCUGUUUUUCAACCUUCUUAUUAGUAUUUCUUUCUUUAAUUUGUGAACGUAUCUCUUUUUUUUCCUCUCUCUCAUUUUUGGAGGUGACCACAUACUACUUUGCAGUGUUAGUUUGCGGGUAUGAGGCAGCACAAGAGUGGAGCGUGCUGUCAGACACUUAAUUAACAGUGAACGCUUGAGCCUUUUUCCUUCUGUUCUUUUUCUUUUCUUUUUUUUUAACGUAGGUCUGUUUUGACAUUUCUGUCGGGUUGGGAACAAUGCUCCAUUUCAACUCUUUUUUUUUUUUUUCGAAUGAUACAGAUGCCUUACUUCCAUUCAUGUGCCAAAGUAGUUUCAGCCUUCUUGUUGUUAAUGCUACGAUAGCUUCAUGCUUUCCUCAACAUUUUACUCCUCACAGUUUCUUAUUAUUGGAGGUCUCAGUGUACCAUGCGGAGGGCCGUGAUGAGAAGUUGUAUUUUGUAUUUAGGAAUAUUUUCAUUUUUCCUCUCCACAUCUGAAUUGGCGAGUCGGAACAUGUUCAUUCACCCGUGCCCGUGCCUUUGGAGAUUCUUGUAACACCGUCACUUAUAGACACUAGUCAGUGAUACUCAGUGUUUCAGAACAUACUGCAGCCAUCUUCAUCUUUACGUGCUCCAUUUAAUGUGUCCCAGAUCAAACCGACAGAACAGCUCACAGUGCCGGUGUUAGCCAUUUUAUCAUUUCAUUGUGUAGAGCUGAAUGUACCACGAGAGCUCCUACAGGUUUUAAUGCCUCAGACCAGUUAUUGGGAGAGCCGACUGAUUGAUGGAUUGGACCUGUCUGUACACAGCAGUAGUGGGAGAAGUGUAUAACUGCCAAUGUAUUUCCUUGAACGCUAAUGCUGAAACAAUCAGUCAAUUGACAGAAAACAAUUAACAAUAUAUCAUUUAAAUCAUUUAUCAAGGGAAAAAAUGCCAGACAUAACGCAGACGAGGCUAUUAUACCAUGGCCACAUGCCGACAAACUGCUAUAUGUCAUCAAAAUAAAAAUACCUGUUAUUCAAUUAUUUAUAUAUCAUUCUUUUAAUCUCACUUGUGCUGUUGUUUAUAGUAAUAACAUGAAAUAUACAGCAAUUCCUGUAUCUCGGCUGCUGCUUGUGUUGCUAAGCAACAUGUAGCCAAGCACCACAGCAGCUGAUAGUUUUACAAGGCUGUGCCACGGGUUUUAGCCUGUUUACAGAUCUUUCUUUCCUUACAGUGAAGUCUGCCCGGCUGCAGGAGAGUCAAAAUCCACAUUAACUAUAAAAUAACAGUUCUACAUUUUGGGAAGGAUGCUUAUUUGGGGGUGGCUUCUGACAAUUUCCUUUCAUUUUCCUAAAAUGACAAUAUGAACAUAACGCCAACUUCAUGCUGUGAUUGGCCAGUCAUACAGAGAUGCAGAGAUUUUGCUAUAAAUGCUUUGCAGGGGAGACUGAAAACAUGCAAAGUUCUACCAAUAUUUACACGAUUAUCACGUCUCACCCCUCGCUGUAACAGCUGGCUUUCAGCCUCCACUUUGUCCGUUCAGAACAGCUAUAACCAUGUUUUUCUUCCGACUGAGUGAUACAAACUAGUUCUUUUCAUCCAUAACCUAGGCCAUAGGCUCCUUAGCUGUUGUUGACUGUUAAUCAUUUUCUCAUCUAACUCUCUGCAAGGAAGCAAAUUAGCUAAUUUCCAAAGUGUUCAACAGUUCCUUUAAAGAGUUCUUUUAAGAAGGUCUUUUUUCUACUCAAAUUAGGAAGUCAAUAGAGUAUGCUUCAGUCACUGAGUAAACUCAGUUUGCUGAUGAGUACUGUUCAGAUGUGGUUAAAGGAAAAUCUCAAGAUGUUAAAUUUAUCUUGACUUAAGAUUAUUUUCUCAAAUAAAUUUGAUACCGGUGCGUUUAUUUAUAAUGACAAAGAGCUGUGUCAGAAGUGUCCAGUUAUGUUGUCUAGUUACCGGACAUAGAGAGUCACCUGCCAGCUAAUCAUUAUCCAGAAUUCUCAGUGACCAUGGUAUAAUAUCUUUGGACAUUCAAAAACAGAACCUUGAGCUUGGGGGAAAUUGUGCACCUCUAUUUUCUGACAUCUUAUACACUGAUUGGAAAAAAUCAUUAUUUACAGCCCGACUCUUCUUCCAUCUGGGCAAACACACAGUCAAACCAUCGCAGUCAAGACGAGAGUGAGUGCCAAUUGUGCCAGUCUUAUAAUUGAAAUCUAGCCACCAGCUUAGACAUCAUUUGGCAAAAUGUAUGGUCAGCUGUGAUUUAAUACUCUGUGAAUCUGUCCUUUCUUGUUGGUUGUAUUGGCUUCUUUUAUGUGGUUAUGUGUUGUCAUUGUUUAUUUCUGUAUUUCAGCGAAACCCCUCUGCUCAGGUAUUCAGACCUGCUUCAUCCUACCUUUCAGUAGCCCUAUAGUUUCAGGAGCAGAUAGAUCACAAAUCUGUCAGCAACCGACACAAGGGUCUAUUUAACAGUCUGACUUGACGAAUGGAAAGCCUGAUAUGUGCCGUGAUUUAGCAGACAUUAAAAUAUCUUAGUAAAUUAGAGCAGGCCUGAGGGGAUUCUAUGGGAAAGGGCAUAGGAGUAAUAGUACUACUGACACCCACACAAGACUAAUAUAUCAGGAUUAAGGGAGGACUAAAUCAGGACAAUCCCAUCAAGAUGACACCAGGAAGAUUCAAGAGUGUAUGAGUGUGUGCGUGGGUGUGCACACGUGCAUGUCUGUGUGGUUAUUACUUUACCCUGCGGCAGUGGUUCUCAAACUGGGGGGCAUAAAACAACUGCAGGGGCAACAUGGACAGACCAAGGGGAAAAUAUGAAGAGACACUAAGUUGAUUGAAUAUAAUUUAUAUAGGGAAAAUAUACAAACAGAUUUGAGAACCAGUGCCCUGUGGUGACAUGAACAACCGUUUUUCAGAAGACCAUUGUGCUAUUUGAAAAAAGAAAUAGUUUAAACUCAUUUCUUGUACUUAACCAUGGUUCAGGGCUUUGGGCAACAGGAAAAUUGUGGACAUUCAAACACAGUAAUACAAGGUCAAUAUGGGAGGAAAAAAAAAACAAGUUUCAGUUGAAAUUUCUGUCUUUCUAUCACAUUAACAUGAAUUGCUAGUGAAAAGGAACAAGUGGGGGGAAAAAAGCUCCAGAAUCCAAGACCAGGUCAGGUGAAUCUUGCAGGAUCCAUUUUGUAUUAAAUGUGAAGACAAAAGGUUUUGCUUCCCCCGAUAAGUGUUAAAAACUUUUCUGAAAGCAGUCUUUCUUCUUUGAAUCCUGUUCUGUUGUUUUUGUGGCUUUAUGUGUGGUUAAUCUGUAAUCAUUCUUUCAUCACAGAAUGUCAUUGUUAAGCUAACAAAUGUUUACAGAGGAAAUGCAUCUUUCUGGCUAAUUUAUUGAUUAUGAACUGGAAAAAAGACAACAUUACAGCUUAUGAACUUGUGUCUUGGGUACAUAGAAGCAUUGCCAACCUCUUUGUUUUGUAAUGUAUCAGUACUGUGGAGAUGCUUUCAUUUGGAUUUGUUCUCUUGUUUUUAAUGUUUGAUAUGGUUCUGAUUGUUUUUUUAAUUUGUUUUGUCUUUUUUCUUCUAAAAAUUCUGCACAAAGGUCAAGUGUUUAAAGUAACUAUUAACUAUAUAAUUUUAAGAGCCAGUGUCGGCUGAAUCAAAAGCCAGUGCGGUGAGAUCUCUCUUGCCUUCAUACAGUAUAAUGUACAUACUGUAUGCAUUUUGUUGUGAUUUGAAGCAAUGCCCCCAACUGGGAGACCGAACGGUGGUGUCCUACUUCCAAUUGUAAUUCUCAGUCAAACCCAGAUUCUGAAAAAUACAUGAGCAGAGAGUAACAUUUCUUAGCAGCUGCCAUAACACACAGCCUUGUGGUGCAAUGACACAAACACUACCUGUUACAAGGUAGUCGGCCAGUGCACAGUAGAUGAUACAAGUACUUCUAUCUACUAGUACUUUUUGUCUUUUUAUACCAAUACGACUUUACAAUUGUCUUGCUACUUUUAAAACCAGAAAUGGCAGAAUUGAUCAGAAAAUGAAUAAACGAGUUACCCAAAAUUUGUAAUUCCAUUAAGAUUGAUAAAGAAAAUACAAUUACAGCUCUCUGGGUGACAACGCUUGGCCUUUUUGUUGUGACUCCUCAGUAUUUUGAUGUCCAGGUUGAUCUCCGUGAGAUCGUGGCAGUAAUGUUUUCACAUUGAAAAGUCAUCAGCUGAUCUUGAUAUGCUGAAGCUGUGCAUGUACGAUAUUGUUUGGUGCAUCUGUGUUUUCUAAAUGAGGGAGUUAAUAAAAACAAUUCA
Messenger RNA from Larimichthys crocea (large yellow croaker), 7987 nucleotides. RefSeq names its product contactin 3a, tandem duplicate 2 (gene cntn3a.2). The record is from RefSeq and is a predicted model, not a curated record. Gene Ontology annotation, cellular component: axon; plasma membrane. Bases 619 to 3699 code for a protein of 1026 amino acids. Gene Ontology annotation, molecular function: cell-cell adhesion mediator activity. Lineage: Eukaryota; Metazoa; Chordata; Actinopteri; Sciaenidae. Gene Ontology annotation, biological process: brain development; axon guidance; cell-cell adhesion. The transcript is spliced from 23 exons.